CUGCAUAAAUAAGACAGUAGCUAAAUCUAAUUAAUUAAACUGGCUCAUUGGUUCAAAUAGACAAGAAAAGCAAAGAAGAAACAAGAACAUACUUUGUUAGUAGAUACUAUGUUAUACCUGUGCUAUUUAGAUUGUCAAAACAUGCAGUAUCUAAAAGUUUGAUUAGGUUUUAAGUACGGUCUGUGACAAUGAUUAUUAAGCCGCCUAAAAAGGCAUAAAAUUAAGAUUUUACAACCUAUAUAUCUGUUACACAGUUUGGCUAAGAGCCUUCAAAUUUCUAACCCCUUUUUCUCAACUUCAUUGUCUCUGUAGUUAUUGAUCUCUGGCAGUGCUGUUGUCUAAAAACUAUUAAAACUCAAGUUAGUUUAAGUGAAUCCCACACAUGCAGUUGUGCUGCCUUACUCACUAGUAAGUAGCGUUUGCUAAAAACUACAGUGUCCAGCUAUUUUAGCAGAAUACUUAGUCUUUAAUACAAAUUUAAAAAUAUACUUAUUCAUGACCUGGUUUUUAUUUAAAGAUGAAUGUUUUCAGUAGGAAUGAGGGUGGGGAAGUCGUUAAGUAUUUUUACAGGAUUUGUUGACAGUAACAAUAGAAUAUCAUCAGCCUUUAUGAUAGAAGCUCAGUCUUCUGACACAAGUUUCUCUUCUGUACUGGAGUACAUUUUUUUAAAAUGAUACCAUAUUUCUGAGCAUUACAUACCCUAACAUGGCAUGAUGGGUUCUCUUACUGCUAAUUAUUGAAAAAAAUAAGUCACGUGCCACACAUCUGAAUGGUUUGUUUUUCCCCUUUAGAAGAUGAAUUAAAAAUACACAUCUGAGUAGAGAAUUAUGUCCAUACUUUCAAUUUAUUACAUACUACGUCUGUUAAACUACUAAUUAUAUGUGUUUUUCUUCUCACAGAUCUCAAACACUACUGGGUUUACAAAGCUGUUUUAUGUUUUCAUGUCAUCAUCAUUGUAUGAUUUGUAUGACCGUCGUAAACAGCUGUUCAACACCUAGAUGGUAAAAACGGUUGAUAAAACACAGUGACGUGUGCUGCGUUCAAGUGAGCCCAGAUUUUCAGGCUUUUAUAGCCGUUAACACGAGCUCAUUCGAGUUACAUGUCUGCGGUUAAAAAUGACAGCAAGUUGAUGUAUAUAGCGGUACAUAACGUUUUUGGUGCAGGGGAAUAGUAAACAUCUGCCGUCUUGUGAAGCGUCGUUAGUUUACUGCGGUCAAGUCAGCCGUCAUUUAAAAAGCCGGUCAAGUCAGCCGCCGAUUUUGAUGCGCGUCUAUUCGCGCUGUUACGGUACAGGUGCUUCAAAGACUCGCAUGACAGCAAUAAUUUCUCACCAUGGAUAUAUUGAUCCAUGUUUCUCACAUUACAUUACACAUCAUGAUUCAAUUCAUAUUCUGGAAUUCCAAGAUAACCUCAGCCCCACCCUCUUCAAUGUUUAUAUUAACAUGUUAUAUAAUAAUAAUAAUAAUAAUAAUAUGUUAUUAGAACAAUCAACAGCACCUGGUCUCAUUUUUCAAGACACAGAAAUUAAGUGUCUGUUUUAUGCAGAUGACCUGGUACUGUCUCCUACUUAAGAAGGUCUUCAGCAGAGCCUGGACCUUCUCCAUCAGUACUGUCAGACCUGAGCCCUGACAGUUAACAUGAAGAAGACCAAAAUUACCUUCCAAAAAAGAUCAAGGUUACAGAGAAAUGACCCAACAUUUUAAAAUAGGUGAGACCUGAAUAGAACAAACAAAUACCUAUAGGUUUACAAAUUAGUUUGCCAGGAAACUUCUACUCUGCUGUGAAGGAACUCAAAGAGAAGGCACUUCUAUGCCAUCAAAUGUUCAGUUCAAAUCCAAAUUCCAAUUAGGACACGGCUCAAAAUAUUUAAAUCAGUUAUAGAAUCAUUUGCAUUGUAUGGCAGUGAGGUAUGGGGCCCCUUACUACAAAAUGAUUGGGCAAAAUGGGACAAAAAUCCAGUUGAAACCCUGCAUACAGAGUUGUGCAAAAGUAUUUUGCGGGUACAAAGGAAAACCCCAAACUCUGCAUGCGGGGCUGAAAUGAAAUAUGGCCAAUAUGCUUUACUUUCUAAGAUCUAUCAAAUUAUGGAGCCAUAUUUAAAAAGAGUGGCCCUACCUGUUACCAUUAUAAAGCCCUUGCCUACCAAGAGUUGAAGAUAGAAAGGAGUCGCCUCAGCAAACUAGUCCUGAGGCUGGCUGACCUUUCACCUUCUGACACCACAAACCCCGGCCAGCCUCAGAGCAGUUACACGAUGGAUGACACACACAACACAAACUAGAAACAUGUGUCCCUAAACAGACAGUAUACUGCAGACUACCCAACCACAGUAACUGAUGACAGUGUACAGACUGAGUGACCACAGCAAUAGAGAAGGGCAGACCUGGCCGUCCAGAGAGGGCAGGCAGUAACCUAUGAAGGAAAGGUUUCUUUAUGACAGGUCAAAGAUGAAUAUAUAUAUUUUAACGUUUGAGCUCCCUUUAAAAAAAAAAACAACAGUUCAGUAGAAUAACUUCGACUUUUAUUAUAACGUUGUUUGGAUUUCAUAUAAUGUCGUUUUUACUUGGUAUAUCAAAUGUGAUCAAUUAUUGCUGAAAUACGGGGCUUUCUUAGUCCUUUUUGGCCACUUCAAGCACCCGUACCGUAACAUGGAUAGACGCGCAUCAAAAUCCAAGCGGCGGCUGGCGCAACACCGACUUGGCUCGGUUGACCGCAGAGUCGGGUCAGAACUCCGUAAUUCUCUACACCACGUGAAGUGGACACUCUCUAGUCACGUGACUGCUGGACCUCUUAGUCAAAAAAAAAAACCCCACCGAGGACCCGAGCAGCUUGUCAACAACUGCAAGAAGGUGUGACAGUCAGCCAGCAAACUUUCUCAGCGUCGACCGAGCAAAGACUGAAGCAACACCAAAUCAUCGCUCACCUGUCCGCUAGACAGGCCGUCUCAAUGCAUUACAGAAGACCGAAAACACCGCGGGGAUCAUGGAUGUGUACGAUUUGUUUAGUAGUUGCAAAAAGGGCGACAUUUGUAGAGUCAGAUACCUUGUUGAACAAAGAGACGUGGACCUCAAUGUAAGAGAUAAAUGGGACAGCACCCCUUUGUAUUAUGCUUGUCUCUGUGGUCAUGAGGAGCUGGUCCAGUACCUGUUGGCUAGUGGUGCCAAGUGUGAAGCCAACACGUUCGAUGGCGAGAGGUGUAUGUACGGAUCUCUGAAUGACUCUGUUCGACGCCUGCUCAAAGACUAUAAGUGUGUCAGUGUCCGCGCCAUGCAGCGGGAUGAUUUUAACUACUUUCUGCACAUGUUACUGGAGCAGGGUCAACACAGCGAUGUCAAGUUCCUGGUUCAUGGACAAAUAUUUACGGCCCACCGAUGUGUUCUCAGUGCACGCUCAGAGUACUUCACAGAUUUGUUUGAGACCAAAUGGAAAGGGAAGAGCUUGAUCACCCUCAAACACCCUUUGGUCAACCCUGCAGCCUUUGGAGCCAUCCUGCAAUAUUUCUAUACAGGACGGAUGGAUAUUGAUAUAAGCCUUGUGGAGGACUCCAGACGACUUGCUAAACAGUGCAAAAUGGCAGAGCUCAUGGAAGAGCUGGAGAAUAAAUGCAAACAGGUGUAUGAAUUUGUGUCCAACAAGCCAGGAGUCUGUGUGAAAGUUCUCAGCCUGGAGCCUCACAGCUGUCAACUUCAAGAGGAGAUGGCUCAGUUAGCAGACUGUGCACUUCCCACUGAACUCAGAGUUGGAUUUGGUGAACUUCCCUUUAACAGAGUCGACCACUUUCCUACUUAUCCUGACAUCUGCUUCAGAGUCGAUGGUUACAAUUUCUUGUGUCAUAAGGCGUUUUUCUGUGGACGUAGUGAUUAUUUUAAAGCCUUAAUGGAGGACCACUUCAGUGAAGGAGAGCAGCUGCAGUCCCAGCCCAGCACCCCAGUGAUUACUUUACACAACAUUGCCCAUGAAAUAUUUAUCCACGUCAUGUAUUACAUCUACACUGAUGACACAGAGCUAACAACAGAGAACGUGUUUGAUGUGCUAUGCGUGGCUGACAUGUACCUGCUGUCGGGGCUGAAGCGUCUUUGUGGGAAGACGCUCGCUAAGACUAUAUGUGAGGACAACGUUCUGUACAUGUGGAAGACGGCAAAGCUUUUCCGUCUCUCUCGGCUGGAGGAUUACUGCACAGAGUUCAUGGCCAAGAUCAUUGAUCGGCUGGUGGAGCAGGCAGAGUUUGCGGAGAUCAUUAAAGAGGAUGCUGCGUCGUUGGAGGAGCGACACGAGACUGACUCCGUCCCCCUGGUGGACGACAUCCGCUACCACAUCGCCAGCAACGUGCAGACUUACAGCGCCAUCGAGGAGGCCAAUCAGAAACUGGAGGCCUUGGAGGAGCUGCUCUCCAGCAUGAAUAUUGACUGCUGAGGGGUCGGCAGGUUGUGGUUUGUGGCUGUCGCUGCAGCUCCUGCGGAGUUUUUAAGUUGGAUGCUCUGGGAGGGGACAUAUGAGAAAAACAUAUGGUCUGUGUGUUUGUAGGUUUUAUUUUAUUUACAGUAUAUUGUACAGAAUGUGUUUUCAGUGGAUGUUCUGAUGUUACAGGGGCAUAUUCAGAGAAAGCUGUUUAUGUUGUCUAUUAAAAGUUUCUUUGAGUGAGUCAUAUCAAAUGAUAAGAAAAUAUAUUUGUUAUGAAGUAUCACAUUGUUAAGUUCUGCAGGAGGUGUUUUGAGGAAAUUGUGGAUUAUGUAUUUUCAACAGAAUAUUUUUGAAUUGCACGUGCAUGAAUUUAUUUUAGGCAUUAUUUGUAAUUGCUAGAAUUUAAACUAGCUGGUUAUUUAGCUUUUAAAAUGUAGUUUGCCCCCAGCAAAGUUCAGCAUCAGCCCUCAUAUUGAACACUAUGGCAUUGGAGUUAUUAUAGCAUUAGCGUUAUUGGUAUGCUAAAAGAAAGCCAAACAAGUGCAUGCCAUGCACUGACACGCACUUGAUAACUAUGACGAACAGUACAGUAUACUGUAUGUUUACUUCAUUCAUUCAGAAAAUAUUUUUAACCUCUAACUUCAUAGAAUAUAGUUUUAUGAUGUAUUUCAUGCACAGAAGAAUGCAACUUUUAUUUUGGAUUUGAUUGGCUUUGGCUGCUGUAGUUCGCCUCACUAUUCAACCUGUGACAUUCCUCCACCGUGAAUACUUACACUUAUCCACCUUAAACAUAUUCCUGCCCUUUGUUUAAACCUAAAAUGGAAAAACAUAUUUCCUGCUGCCAUGUGUGACAGCAAACAUCUCUUGCCCAGUGGGUGCACAAGAAAAUAAAGCUCUUACUAAACUGUUUGCAUGUAAAAUCCACAAUCAACACAAGGAAAUAUUUAAAGAUUUGUUGUCAAGAUGGUGAUACUGCUAUUCUAAAAAUGGAUAAAUAACUGCUCUUGGUUUUGGCAAUUAAACAUGGUAUUGCAAGCA
Molecule: messenger RNA, 5436 nt
Organism: Siniperca chuatsi (mandarin fish)
Lineage: Eukaryota; Metazoa; Chordata; Actinopteri; Centrarchiformes; Sinipercidae
Gene: abtb1
Product: ankyrin repeat and BTB (POZ) domain containing 1
Exons: 12
Coding region: 2980-4410 (476 amino acids)
Cellular component (GO): ubiquitin ligase complex; cytoplasm
Molecular function (GO): protein binding
Source: RefSeq, a predicted model, not a curated record